UUGCAAUAGUUCAACCAGCUUCAAAUUCAAAUUUUAUUAAAAGCAAUCGAAAAAUACUUUAAAACGAAACAAAUCAUUGCCAACUAAAAAAUUGGUUUGCUUUUUUAACUACCACAAAUGUUGUCCACCAGCAAUUUUGCAAUUUAAGUUAAUGCUGCAUGUACUUACCAUAUGACAGAUCCAAACGAUAACGCCUUCGACUGAGAGAGACUGAGAACAUGAGCCGUCAACAUCAGCGGCACCACCAGCAGCAGCUGCAACAGCAGCAGCAGCAACAACAGUUGCUGACGGCACAGCAGCAGCAACAACAAGCGCUGCUGAUGGCGGAACAUGCGGCAGCUGCUGAGGCCGCCGAGCUCUUUGAUCUGCUCUGUGUGGCCACGACAAUGCGUCAGAUCCUUGCACUGCACCGGGCCAUGUGUGAAGCGGUGGGAUUACGUCCAUCUCCAUUGAACGAUUUCUAUCCGAAGCUGAAGGUCAAGGUGCGCUCGUGGAAGGCACAGGCACUGUGGAAGAAAUUCGAUGCACGAGCUGCUCAUCGGGUCUACGGCAAGGGAAAUGCGUGCACGGGAACACGAGUUCUGGUUAUUGGAGCCGGACCUUGUGGUCUGCGUACCGCCAUCGAGGCACAGCUGCUGGGCGCCAAGGUUGUGGUGCUGGAGAAACGUGAUCGUAUCACACGCAACAAUGUGCUCCAUCUGUGGCCAUUUGUCAUCACAGAUCUGAGGAAUCUGGGUGCCAAGAAGUUCUAUGGCAAAUUCUGUGCCGGAUCCAUUGAUCACAUCUCCAUUCGACAGUUGCAGUGCAUGCUGCUCAAGGUGGCGCUACUUUUGGGCGUGGAAAUCCAUGAGGGAGUUGGCUUUGAUCAUGUUGUGGAGCCCAGUGGCGAUGGUACAGGUUGGCGUGCUGCAGUUACUCCAUCAGAUCAUGCUGUUUCCCACUACGAAUUCGAUGUUCUCAUUGGCGCCGAUGGCAAACGAAAUAUGUUGGACUUUCGACGCAAAGAGUUUCGUGGCAAAUUGGCCAUUGCCAUUACGGCCAAUUUCAUUAACAAGAAGACCGAGGCGGAGGCCAAGGUGGAGGAGAUUAGCGGUGUGGCGUUUAUAUUCAAUCAGGCAUUCUUCAAGGAGCUUUACAGUCGCACUGGCAUUGAUCUCGAGAACAUUGUCUACUACAAGGAUGAGACACAUUAUUUUGUGAUGACGGCCAAGAAACACAGUCUGAUCGAUAAGGGUGUCAUCAUCGAGGAUAUGGCCGAUCCUGCCGAGUUGCUUGCUCAAGCCAAUGUGGACACACAGAAGCUACAUGAUUAUGCCCGUGAAGCAGCCGAAUUCUCAACACAAUAUCAAAUGCCCAAUCUGGAGUUUGCUGUGAAUCAUUAUGGCAAACCAGAUGUGGCCAUGUUUGAUUUCACUUCCAUGUUUGCCGCCGAGAUGUCUUGCAGGGUAACCGUACGCAAGGGUUGCCGCCUGCUGCAGUGCCUUGUGGGUGACAGUCUCUUGGAGCCGUUUUGGCCCACAGGAUCGGGCUGUGCCCGUGGCUUUCUAUCCAGCAUGGAUGCCGCCUAUGCCAUCAAAUUGUGGUCCAAUCCACAGAACAGCACACUUGGCGUUUUGGCGCAACGUGAGAGCAUCUAUCGUUUGCUAAAUCAGACGACACCAGAUACUCUACAACGUGAUAUUAGCGCAUAUACUGUGGAUCCGGCGACACGUUAUCCAAACCUCAAUCGUGAGUCGGUCAACAGCUGGCAGGUGAAGCAUCUUGUUGACACCGAUGAUCCAACGAUAUUGGAGCAAACUUUCAUGGACACGCAUGCGUUGCAAAUGCCACACGCGGAGACGCCUGGAAAACGCAAGCGACGCAGUGGAGAUUCUCUGCCACAAGGUGCUUCUUUGCUACGUUGGAUCAGCGCACAGCUGUCUGCCUAUCAGUUUACAGCUGAGCUCAAGGAACCCUCCGAUGUGUUCCGCAAUGGACGUGUGCUCUGUGCGCUUAUCAGUCGCUAUCGGCCCGAUUUAAUCGACUAUGCUGCCACCAAGGAGAUGAGUCCAUUGGAGUGCAAUGAGCUUGCCUUUGCGGUGCUGGAGCGUGAGCUGCAUAUUGAUCGCAUCAUGACUGCCAAGCAAUCGCUAGAGUUGACAGAUGUCGAGUCACGCAUCUGGCUACAUUAUUUGGACCAAAUCUGUGAAUUGUUUAGAGGCGAGAUUCCGCACAUUAAGCAUCCCAAGAUGGACUUUAGCGAUCUGCGGCAGAAAUAUCGCAUUAAUCACACGCAUGCACCGCCAGAUUUCUCCAAGUUGCUGCAGACAAAGCCCAAGGCAAAGUCACCCAUGCAGGAUGCCGUCGAUGUGCCCACAACUGUCCAGCGUCGCUCGGUGCUGGAUGAGGAGCGUGCCAAGCGGCAGCGUCGCCACGAGCAGCUGUUGAACAGCAAUGGAGUGGCAGCUUCUGGAUCUGCUGCUGCUGCUGCCAGCAGUCCAGGCAGUAACAAUUUGCAGCAAGCUCAAAAUGAUACACCGCGUCGAUCGAAGAAACGUCGCCAGGCUGACAAAACGGCCAACAUUGAGGAGCGCCAGCAGCGUUUACAAGAGAUCGAGGAGAAUCGUCAGGAUCGCAUGAGCAGAAGACGCCAACAGCGUUUCCAUCAAACGCAGAAUUUCUACAAGAGUCUGCAAUUGCUGCAGGCAGGGAAAUUGCUCAGAGAGGGCGGUGAUGGUGCACCGAUUGAGGGCGUGGCCGAGGAUGGCACCCCAUUUGAGGAUUAUUCGAUAUUCCUAUAUCGCCAACAGGCGCCAAUAUUCAACGAUCGUGUCAAGGAGCUCGAACGCAAGCUUCUAUUUCCCGAUCGGGAGCGUGGUGAUAUUCCCUCAGCCUUGCCACGUAAUGCCGCCGAUGAGCAGUUCAGUGAUCGCAUCAAGAACAUGGAACACCGCAUAACAGGACGUCCAGGACAUGGCAGUGAUAAGAAACCCAAAGAUCUGAUGCGUGCCAUUGGUAAAAUCGAUUCAAAUGAUUGGAAUGUUCGUGAGAUUGAGAAAAAAAUUGAGUUGUCAAAGAAAACUGAGAUACACGGUCCCAAGGGACGUGAAAAGGUGCCCAAGUGGAGCAAGGAACAGUUCCAGGCUCGUCAGCACAAAAUGUCCAAGCCUCAACGACAGGAUUCGCGUGAAGCUGAAAAGUUUAAGGAAAUCGAUACAACACUCAAGAAUCUGGAUAAGCAAUUGAAGGAGGGACACAAUCUGGAUGUGGGCGAAAGAGGACGCAAUAAGGUGGCUUCCAUUGCCGGGCAAUUUGUGAAAAAGGACGAAACGAACUCGGAUGAGAAGAAUGCGAGCAGCAAUGCCACCACGAACACCAACACUGUUAUACCAAAAUCUAGCUCAAAGGUUGCCUUGGCCUUUAAGAAACAGGCUGCCUCCGAGAAGUGUCGCUUCUGCAAGCAGACCGUCUAUCUGAUGGAGAAGACCACCGUGGAGGGUCUCGUGCUGCAUCGCAAUUGCCUCAAGUGUCAUCAUUGCCACACGAAUUUGCGACUUGGCGGUUACGCUUUUGAUCGCGAUGAUCCUCAAGGUCGCUUCUAUUGCACACAGCACUUUAGACUGCCGCCCAAACCGAUGCCACAACGUGUCAACAAAGCGAGGAGAUCCGCUGCCGCACAACCUGCCUCACCUGCAGCACCACAAGCUGCCACGGCUGCCGCAGCAGCUGCCGAAGCUGUGCAAGCUAUGGACACUUUGGCAGCCAGGGAUCAAGUGGAUUUGUUGGACACAUCAAGAGCAGCUGCCUCCGCGGAUGCAAUGUCCGAUGAUGAGGCAAAUGUUAUUGAUGAGCACGAAUGGUCUGGCCGCAAUUUUCUGCCCGAAUCCAACAAUGAUUCGCAGUCGGAACUGUCCAGUUCCGAUGAGUCGGAUACAGAGUCGGAUUCGGAGUUGUUUGAGGAGGCAGAUGAUUCGCCGUUUGGUGCACAAACUUUGCAAUUGGCAUCAGAUUGGAUUGGCAAACAGUACUGUGAGGAUAGCGAUGAUUCGGAUGAUCUCGAUUACGAUUCCAGUGAAGGUAUAGCAGAUGAUGGCAAAGAUGACACGGAGGGUGAGGAGUUUAAAAAGGCACGUGAACUGCGCCGUGAGGAAGUGCGUCUUCAACCUUUACCCGUAAAUCUGCCCACGGACACUGAAACGGAGAAACCCCAAUUAAACAUUGCAAAUAAAGAAAACGUGGAGCGUAUCUCUCUAAAAUCGUCAAACUCCUUUGAGUCGGCCAAAAGUCAACCGAACACGCCAAUUGCCACGCCCACACGUGCUCAACUGGAGCAGCUGGAGCGAAACACACCCAGAAAAUUCAGCAGUGAAAUUGAAGCAAUUAGCGAGAAAUUAUAUCAUAUGAACAAUAUGGUUAAAAUGAACAAAGAUCUGGAAGUGUUGGCCAAGGAGAACUUGGUCAAAAGCGAUAUAUUGCGAAAGUUAACGCUUAAGGAGAAAUGGCUGGCCGAGAAUGCGGCAAUUGCAGCAGGAAUGAAGCCAACAACUUCGGUUCCAGUUGCAGCUGCUCCAACCAAUCCAAAAUCCAAGUUUGAUGAGAAAUAUGAAAAGGUUGUCAGUCCACCUGCAGCUGUAGUUGAGUCUAAACCAAAGCCGGUUAUAGAUUUCAAUCUAGAUGAGCUGAAGCCACGUAAACCCAACUUUGAGGAGCGUCCCAAGGAGCAAUUAAAGCGGCCGGAAAGUCUCAAGAAGCCACCACAGUUGAGUCCCAAGCUGGAGCGCAAGAGCAGCGCCAAUGUAAGUCGAUCCAGCAGCAUGAAGAGCAAUGCCAGCUCCAAUUCUCCACGUCCAAGAAAAGCUCCAUUGCCCAAUGAAAAUAAAAUGCAAAUCCAAAAUGUACUAAACACUUUAAGGAAAACACAGCAACAGAAUAAUGAAGAAGAGCAGCAGGAAAUGGAUAUAGAUUUAGAUAUAGACGAUGUCAAUCCACAAUUGAGCAGCAAACUUAAGGAAAUUGGCGCCAGUAGCUUUGCUGGCACUAUGGAUCAUAUUAAAUCUCAAAUGGUAAUGCCCACUGUGCACACAGCUAGCGUGGAUCUAUCCAAAUAUUUUCCCAAUCAAAAGCCAGAAAAAAGCAAUGCCGGCAACAUAAAUAAAAAUCAAAAAACUCUAAAAGAUGUGGACUUAGCCAGAUAUUUUCCCAGUAGUCCAGCGCCGCAAAGAAGAGCUGUGGAAACGGUGGCGGAGAGAUUGAAAAAGUCACAAACAGAGGCAGCCAUAGUCCAGCAAAAGGAGGUAAAAGACACUAAAGUGGAAUCCAAGAAAGAUACAGAGUCUAAGCAGCCAGCAGAGUCCAAGCUAGAGCCAAAAUCAAAGCCAAUUCCACCCAAGAGACAAAGCUCCCUCAACACUUUCAGUUUGCGUGAUCAUCAACUGGACGGAGCGUUGGAUUUAAGCAAGAAAAAGGCGCCAGUUAAAGUGAUAACAACUGCUAAAGUUCCUGCCAAGACUGCAAGUGCCACAACAUUGGCCAAGGCAUCGACUGCGCCCAAAGGAAAAAUCAAAAUUAUUAAGAAAAUCGUACCCAAAGGCACAAAAGCCAAAAAGGCAGCAGAAAAAGCAGCAGCAAAGGCAGCAGAGAAUCAGCAGGUAGAUCAAACGGAGCCGCAACCGCCACGUGAUGAAGCUGAGCGGAUUCUAGAUGAGAUUUUGGCCGAUGGAGCGACACGUUCACCCAGCUCGGAAUAUCAAAAGCUCUUUAACAAUGAUGAAAAAUCUCCCAGUGAUUUAUCCGAUAAAAUCGAACGCAUUCUCGAAGACACAGGCUUAGAUUUAGAGUUGGGUUUACCGCGUCGUAGCAGCAAGAAAUUGUUGAAAACCAAAUCCUUGGGAGAGGGAGAUUUUGACUUGCAACCGAAGCGUUUAAGUGGAGUUCAAAAUAUACUCAAGCGCUUUGAAUCCAUGAGUUCUGUGCACUCGGAAAAGAGCGAUGAGCAAGCUUCAUUUAAGCUGCGUCGCAUGGAAUCGAGUACAAGUAAUUUGAGUAGUUUGAAUCGUUCACGUGAAUCAAUUGUCUCGACAAAUGAUUCAAUGAGUGAUUUGGAAAAAACCAUGGAUUAUUUGAGGAAUGAAUGGCGCAAUGAGGCGACCAAUUUUUUGCAAAAGAAACGUGACAAAUUCUAUGCCCAAAAGGAAGAGCAACAAAAGCAGCUUGAGGUGAAGCAAAAGGAAGCGGAAAGGGUAUUUGAUAUGCCGGUGCAAUACCGCGACUCCAAGUUGGCCAAGUUCUUUGGUCUGUCCAGCCGGAAAUCACCCGAGAAACGUAAAUCUCCGCUUAAAAAGAAGAAAUCACCCAGCAAGAAUUCAAAGGGAAUGGGAAAAACAAAUAAUUCUCUCGAGGAACUGGCAAAGAUUAGCAAUGCUCGACAGGCUAAACAGGCUCAGAAGAAUAUGCCCAAAGCUCUUGACAAAAUUAAUAAAGUUGAGGUAAAGACUCAAGUUAAAUCCGUGUUGAAACCUGCGACUCCUGUGCCGGAUGACUUUGAGAUUUUGGAUUUAAUUGAUAAGGGCACGGCGGCAAAGGAGCUGGAACGUUCACAGACAAAGAGUCCUUUGGUUGAGGAAGUCGUACCACUAAAACUUGACACGGAAUUGGAUCUGGAGACCCCUCCAGCACGUCCUGUUGUGGAGGAUAUUAAGAAUCUACCCAAAACAGGCUGCGAUAAAUCGCUAAGCAAUUCAAGACGUGGUUCACAGUCCAGUUUGGUUUUAUCCCGACGACAAUCGGAAAUUUCCUUGACGGAAAAACUUAAUCAAGAUGCGAUUGAUGUAUUGAAUAGCAUCGAAUUGGAAAGGGAAACUAUAAACGAUGUGGAGCAUGUGGAUGAAGUUUUUCAAAGCAUGAUUGAGGAAAUGGUGGAUAAUGUGGAUGAUGAAUUGGAUGCCGAUUCAUUGUGCACCACCAUCAGCAAGAGUCCAAGUGCCCAGCCCAUUACAGUGGUUAAACGUGGCAGCUCCGAGGAACAAAGCAUUGAGAAACUCUUCGGUGAGUUUUCCGAUGAGAUGCUUGUCCAUGUGGAGUUUGAUUCCAAUGAUGAUCUGGUUGGCAUAACGCCCAGCUCGGCAGAGCGUGAUUUUGUGGAUAAAUUAGAGUCUCUGGAGCGGGAUGAGGUGGAUGUAAAUAAGAUUCGAUUUAAUCAGACUGUUAACGCUGGCGUGGAUGAAGUGGAUGGCGGCUGCUUUCCUUCCAGACCGCAGCGUAGACAGAAGAGCAGCUCCUCGUCGAGUGAGCCCACAUUGCCAGUUGCUCCACAACGUCUAAAGAAGAAACUGGCCAAGUUGGAUCCGGAUAAUAUGCCGCCUUCGGUGCAGGAUUUAUUGCAACAACUAAGCCAUCAAAAUGUGCAGGAGGACAAAUCAAAGUUGCCUGUUGAGGAACCUCUGAAAUUUCCUAGGCAUAUUGUAGAUGAAGAUGUGAUUGAGCGAGAUGUGAUUAAUCAGGUUAUGCCUAGUCAUUUUGUAGAUGAAAAAACGAUUGAUCAAGUGAAAAGUAGUCAUAUUAUAGCUGAAGAUGUGAUUGAUCAAGUGAAAAGUAGUCAUAUUAUAGCUGAAGAUGUGAUUGAUCAUCCGAAAGUCAAGUCAACCCAAGAUCGAUUGCCACAAGUAUCGUUAGAACAAAUUCCAACUGUUCCAAAUUCAAAUUCGACUACAACAUCGGCAACUAACCAGAUUAACUCCAAUAAAAGCUCCAGCUCCUCCUCACGCAGCAGCCUCAAUGAGCCACCUAAGCUAGUGACGCCUCCAAAGCUGCGCAGCAAGGAGAACUCCCUCGAUUGGGACAUGGAGAAGCUGCCGAACAGUCCAAUGCCACGUCGCAAGCAGAUGAAUCCACAAAUCCCUACGGCCAGCAAGGAGAGUUCCCUCGAAUGGGACAUGGAAAAGUUGCCCAACAGUCCAAUGCCACCACGUCGUCGCAUUGCGUUGCCCAAAUCCUCCAAUGUCUCUCCCAGCAAUUCCAUACAACUGCUGAAUAAUCUACCCGGAGCGGAGGAGCAUGAGGUGGCUGCACAGGAGCGUCUAAUACAGGAGUUCGAGCGGGAACGUCGACAGGCGCUGAUCAAGCGGGAUGAGAGCUUUGAGGCAGCGGCUGCGGAGCAGCGUCGUCAGGAUUCACAGCAGAGCAGCAGUAACUCCAGUGGAAAGCGAAGUUUGCCACCUCCGACGCCGCCAAUCUCUGUCAGCCUGCGACGUGGCACCACACAGGACACGAGCAGUCGAAGGGAAUCCUUGAGAAGAGAUGGUACUCCGCCCAUGUUUAAGAAAUUGGAUCUGGGCGAUGAGUGCAACUCCACCUUGGAUUCCACGGCGGAUUCCACGCGACGCAGUUCGUUUGCAUUUAUUGAGUUACAGGAUAACAAGCCGGUGAUUGUUCCAAUGCCCAGGAAACUCCAUUUGCCAAAACUGGAGCCGCCCAAAUAUGUGCCGGAAGUGGGUCCAAAGGAUGAGCCCGUGCCGGAAGUCUUUAAGGAUCGCGCCUGGCCAAAGCCUCAGCUGGGAGAACUUCAUGCUGACAGCGAGGAUGAGGAGCAAACAGAAGAGGAUCUAAAGCAAAAACUACCGGAAUAUGCACGUUCCGAUUCUCCGCCCUCAGCUGCCUUCCAGAAUCGUCAGUGGCCCGAUGGUAAAACGAUCUUCGAACAAUCCAAAGAAAAGGAUGCACUGCAUCCUGAUGAUAUUCUUAGUUUGCUGGAGGGUAAAAGGCGGAAUUCCAAGAGAUUCAUUAACAAACCACGCUCACAGUCACCGCAACCCUUUAAACCACUGGCAGACAGCUCUCGUCUAAGCUCCAAAUCCUUUGGUGAUCUCAAAAAGGGAGCAUCCGUUUCUGGUUCAGUGCAUUCUCUGUCGGCACCGUCCAGUCAGGACACGGAUACACGCUCUACGGCCACAACGGUGGCGACAUCGCGUCCCUUAAGCUAUGUCAACUACGAUGAGCCGGUGGACGCCAGCACGAAGGCGUUGCUCGAUCGGAGCAAGCGUCUGCACAAUCGCAAAAGGGAUUUUGUCAAUGAACGUGUCGUGGAACGUAAUCCUUAUAUGCGGGAUGUGAUCAGGAGCACAGAUCGCGCUGAUUAUGAACCGGAUGAGGAGCUAUCCAGCUAUAGACCACGUCAUUACUCCAGUGCCAUCACACCAAAGACAGCCACCAGUCGCUUUCCCAGCUCCACAGCUUUGGGAAGAAGAAGCAACUAUGAUUACCUCAAUAACAGCAGUGAUUACCUCAGCAGAAGACCAUACACGGGAUUGGGAGCAACAUCUGCAACAACAACAUCUAGUUAUUAUCCAAGUGCCACAGCUUCAAGCAGUUCCCAUUUGAGUGAUCUCUUUCGGCGACGUAGUCCCGCAUCCGUUUCCAGUUAUGGACUGCCUUCAACCAGCAAAGAGUCGUGCGUACAAACCGAAUCCGAGAGCACAUCACCUGACGAAGUGGAACUAAACUCUGCCACUGAAAUAUCCACCGAUUCUGAGUUCGACAACGAUGAGAUUAUACGACAGGCGCCCAAAAUCUUUAUUGACGACACACAUUUAAGAAAACCCACAAAAGUUCAGAUCAAAUCCAGCAUGAUAACUCCGAGUUCGACUGGGCUGCAUCAGAAGCAGUUGGCAUCGCGGGAAAAGGGCGGCAGCUACCUGCAGAAAUAUCAACCACAACCCCCUCUACCGCAGUUCAAGCCCCUGGUGCAGGUGGAUCCCACGUUGUUGAUCAGCAGCCAACGGGCGCCACUGCAGAAUCCUCGACCUGGCGAUUAUUUGCUGAAUAAAACGGCAAGCACAGAGGGCAUUGCCUCAAAGAAGAGUCUGGAGCUAAAGAAGCGCUAUUUGUUGGGCGAGCCCGCGAAUGGAAAUAAGAUACAAAAAUCUGGAUCCACAUCUGUGUUGGAUUCGCGGAUACGCAGCUUUCAGUCCAACAUCUCGGAAUGUCAGAAGCUAUUGAAUCCCAGCAGCGACAUCAGUGCGGGAAUGAGGAGUUUUCUGGAUCGGACUAAACUGGGCGAUAAUGCUCAGCAUAAUGAACUGAUGAGAUCAGCGACCAGCAAUGUGAUAAAUGAUCUGCGAGUGGAGCUGAAGAUACAGAAGACUCCCUCGAGCAAUUCUACGGACAACGAGAAGGAGAAUGUGUUUGUCAAUAGCAAAAAUGAGCUCAACAAGGGCAUGGAGUACACGGAUGCAGUGAAUGCCACGCUCCUGGAUCAGCUCAACAAGAAGAGUUCACCCACAACGCCGACAAAUAAUAAAACUGUCAUUGAGGUGAUUGAUCUGGUAACACCCGAGAAACCAGUUCCAUUUAUCGAUCUCACCGUGUUGGAGACGCCAAAGAAGGUGACGGAUACCAGCCAGGCAGCUCAUGUCGAGAUUGCUCCUCAGAUACCAGACAGCAAUAAGAUAAAUGAGGUAAUCAAACCGGAUGUCUCCAAGGAUGUCAAGGAGUGCAUACCAGAUAUACUGGGGGAUAUCAAGGCGGACAAGGAGGCAACUGGCGAGGCGGAUUCGGAGGAGCAGCAAUCCCUGCUUUGUCAAUCCGAUGAGGAAAAACGUGACUCUCCCGAGAAGGCAACAACGGAUCAGGAACAGGAACAAUAUGAACCGGAUACGCUGCAAAUUCAAGUGCCUAACAUACCAUGGAGCAAACCAAAGUCGGAGAUGAUGUCCACAACGGGCAGCAGUGCCACCAGUUGCUCCAGUUCCGGCAGCUCCAGCAUUGAGGACAUUCAGCAUUAUAUACUAGAGUCCACAACGAGUCCGGAUACCCAGACAGCGGGUGGGAAGCACAAUGUGCCACGUCUGGAGGUGCACGACAGCAGUGGAGCUUUGAUGCAGGUGGACAGUCUUAUGAUUGUCAAUGGCAAGUACAUCGGAGAUCCCGAGGAUGUCAAAUUCCUUGACAUGCCAGCGGGAAUUAUUGUUCCUCCUCCAUCGGCAGCGAUAAAAACCAACGAGCUGGAGGAUGAGCCCGAGGCAGAUGUGGAGCCGGUGACGGCGACUCCAGAGCCAGCAGAGUGCACAGUGAUUGAGGCGGAGCGAUUGCCCCCACUUCCAGAGAUGGGACCACCAAAGCUCAAAUUUGAUAGCAAAAAUGAGAACAAAAUCGAGAGCUUGAAAAAUCUACCCUUAAUCGUGGAACGAAAUCCGGAGCACGGUCACCAGGUGGUGAAGCCCAUCACCUUGAAUCUAAGCAGCAGUGUUGCCAAGACACCAGACACGCCCACAACGCCCACACAACAUGACAGUGAUAAGACGCCAACGGGAGAAAUGAACUCCCGUGGUUCCGACUCGGAAACCGAGCUUACGGGCACUGGACAGGCCUUGACCGAGACGGAGUUAUCCGAUUGGACAGCCGAUGAUUGCAUCUCGGAGAACUUUGUGGACAUGGAGUUUGCCAUCAACUCCAACAAGGGCACAAUGAAGCGACGCAAGGAACGACGUCGCAGCGGAGCUAACAAGUUGCCCAGCAGCAGCGAGGUUAUCCACGAGCUGGCCAGAAGCCGGCAGCAGGCGCCGGUGGCGGAAAUGGAGGGAAUACUCCAUGCCAUUGAUAUCGAUGAUAUUGAGUUUAUGGACACGGGAUCGGAGGGUUCCUGUGCCGAGGCUUACUCGGCAACAAACACCGCCCUUUUGCACAACAGAGGAUACAUGGAGUAUAUAGAAACUGUGCCCAAGUCGGAGAAUCCCACAAAGCUGGCCACGCAAACGGGAAUCCCUCAAACGAAGCUUCAGCCGCUGCAGCCGCUCGUGACCAAGCGGGAUGAGAAACUGGGCAUUGAUUACAUCGAGCAAGGUGCGUACAUCAUGCACGACGAUGCGAAGACGCCGGUGAAUGAGGCACCUCGUCCCCUGGUCACACAGAUGACGCAAUCUCUGACAGAUUCCAGCACGCUCAAUGAACUGGAUGAGGAUAGUUUGGGUGGCAUGGCCACCUCACAGACCCAGACACAGACACAAGCCACGGCAACCACAACGGAGGAGAGCGAAGCUCUCACUGUGGUCACUAGUCCACUGGACACAUCUUCACCCCGAGUGCUGGAUCAGUUUGCCUCGCUGUUGGCCACUGGCAAGGCGGAUGCCUCCACGCCCAGCAGCUCGGAGCAGCAGCCAAAGACGACGCAAUCCACAGUGACCACGACGAGCGGAAGUGGAAGUGGAAGCAGCUCGACGCCAGCAGCAGCAGCUGCCAAGGAAUCGGACGAGAUACAAUUUGAGUAUGUGCGUGCGUUGCAACAACGCAUCUCACAGAUUAGCACACAGCGACGCAAGAGCUCCAAGGGAGAGGCGCCAAGCAAUGUGAUAGAAGCCACCUCCGUGACAGCAACAACAACAACAGCAACUGCAAUGGAUGACACCAUGAUGAGACCCAGAAGCAGCAGCUCCUCCACCAAAGUACCUGAGAUACCGACACUCAACAGCAAGCUGGAGGAGAUUAGCAAGGAGCGUACAAAGCAAAAGGAUCUCAUACACGAUCUGGUCAUGGAUAAACUGCAAUCUAAAAAGCAACUCAAUGCCGAGAAGCGUCUGCAUCGCAGUCGCCAACGAAGUCUUCUAACCAGUGGCUAUGCCAGUGGUGCCAGUUUGAGUCCCACACCCAAACUGUCAUCCAGUGAUGCCAACUGCAGCAGCCAGGCGCAUUAUCAUGUCUCCACAGCAGCUGCGGAGCCUGUGACCAGUCGACUGAGUCAAGCCACAAAUGUCGAAGUCUUUAAACCGGCAAAUCCGCUACAGAAAUCAGCCACAUCCUCGUAUGUGUCACCUUAUCGCACUGUGCAGGCUCCAACACGCGCCACCGAUCUCUACAAGUCGCGUCCAUUUAGCGAGCAUGUGGAUGACGAGCAAUUGAAUCUUCUAGAGAGGCACAAACUCAACAAGACGGCUUCAUUUAGCUAUGGCAAAGUGGAUGAGUUUGCCACGCCCAAUGCGCCAGUGCGUCCACAACGCAGCAGGCAACAACAGCAGCAAGUUGAAACCGCCUCAGAGAUGAGCAUCUCUGCAUCCACGGAGAAUCUGCGCAGCGAGGCGAGAGCCAGAGCUCGUCUCAAAUCCAACUCGGAGCUGGGUUUGAGUCCCGAGGAGAAGAUGCAAUUGCUGCGCAAGCGUUUGCAAUGUGAUCCGAAGGUGAAGCAGCAGGAGACGCAUUCGCAGGACUUGGCAGCACGUGCCAUUAAGAUGAGUGCAUCCAAAAGUGUUAACGACUUGGCCUACAUUGUGGGCCAUGGCCAACAGCAGCCGCUCAGCCGUUUGGACAGCAGCGAGGCUGUAAACAAAGCCAAGGCCGCUGACUUCACAUCUGAUCCCAAUCUGGCGGCCAGUGCACAGGAUGCCAAACCGAAGAGCAAAUCCAGUCGACGUCAAAAGGAUCCGGAGCGUCGUAAAAGUCUCAUUCAGUCGUUGUCCAGUUUCUUUCACAAGGGCAGCAGCAGCAACAACUCGACGUCCUCAACAGCGGGCAGCAGUUCCAAGGAACAGGGCGUCCCUGUAGCUGCCAAUCACUCUGAGCAUGCAGAGCGUCCGGGCACAAGCAGCAGCGGCACGCCCACAAUCUCCGAUGGAGGCGGCGUCUUCAGUCGCUUCCGCAUCUCACCCAAAUCAAAGGAAAAGUCCAAGGACAAGGAUCUGUACACAAACAACGCAACAUUGCCAAUCAGCACAACACCGACACAAAAAACAGCAACAACUAAAGCAGGAACAACAUCACAAACAAAACACUCCCAAGAUUACCUCAACACCACCACGAACAACAGUCGCUACCGAAAGCAAACGAACACCGAAUCGUUCUCUUCGUCCAGCCCGCAGCUCUAUAUACACAAGCCCCAUCAUCUGGCCGCAUCGAAUGCCUUGGACGACCAGACACCGCCACCCAUACCGCCUUUGCCACUGAAUUAUCAAAGAUCCGAUGAUGAAAGCAACGCUAACGAGACACGAGAGCAUAAGAAGCAACGUGCCAUAUCGAAGGCUUCACGACAGGCUGAGCUCAAGCGAUUGCGAAUCGCUCAAGAAAUCCAGCGUGAACAGGAGGAGAUUGAGGUGCAGCUAAAGGAACUCGAGGCACGAGGCGUUCUCAUUGAGAAGGCACUGCGGGGCGAGGCGCACAACUAUGAAAACUUGGAUACGACAAAGGACAAUGAUGAGAAGCUACUUAAAGAACUUUUGGAAAUAUGGCGCAAUAUCACAGCACUGAAAAAACGUGAUGAAGAACUGACCAUUAGACAACAGGAACUGCAAUUAGAGUAUCGGCAUGCACAACUUAAAGAAGAGCUCAACUUACGUUUAUCCUGCAAUAAACUGGACAAGAGCUCCGCCGAUGUGGCUGCUGAGGGUGCAAUACUCAAUGAGAUGCUGGAAAUUGUGGCUAAGCGGGCGGCUCUACGACCAACUGCCUCACAAGUGGACCUAACUGCAGCAGGUGCUGCAUCGACCUCAACGGAUGCGGGUAUUACAUUAACCGGCCAACCGCACGAACAAGACGAAUCGAAUAUAUGAAUAACAAACUUGCCUUGGGGUUUAUUGGCUUUUGAAGUCUUACAAGGAUUUUUACGCCUAAAUACUUAAGUAAUAAAGUACCAAAAAAAAAAA
This is a messenger RNA of Drosophila innubila, 14600 nucleotides long. RefSeq names its product F-actin-monooxygenase Mical (gene Mical). The transcript has 22 exons. The coding region runs from base 219 to 14507 and encodes 4762 amino acids. Lineage: Eukaryota; Metazoa; Arthropoda; Insecta; Diptera; Drosophilidae. The record is from RefSeq and is a predicted model, not a curated record. Gene Ontology annotation, molecular function: protein binding.